CAUCGAGUUCGAUAUUAUAAAUAAAAUCAAUAACCCAAACAUUAAUCGAUAAUAAACAUGAACAUUCCGUUCCCAGACACAAACCAAAGUCAAUACGAACAUUCCAUUCCCAGAGAAUGAGAAAUUAAACAUAAAACAAUCCCAGUAGAUAACGAUUCAUUUCAGACAGAAUAAAAGGGAAUGGAAUCAAAUCAAACGUUCAGUUCAGUUCUAGGUUUCAGUGAAGUGAAGUAGUGUAAUCUAAGUGUAGUUUUAAGUGUGAUAGAAAAUAAAUAUUUUUUUUAUGAAAAAAUAAGAAAAAUAGUUUAACUGGCGCCCGAAUAGGGACCAGCGUGUUAAAAAAUAAGUUUAAUCACAACGUUAAGAGUGAAGUGAUAAACAAGAAAGAACUCCUAACCGCUACAAGCAGCCGUGUGGAGGAAGGCUCCAUUAGUAGCGCAACGCAAAAAGGAAAAAAGUCGCCACACCGGGAAGGAUUUCUAAGCACGUUGGUCCCCUACAUGAGAUGUCAGCCGUUAGAAGCUUCGACACAUUAAGGAUAUUUCUGAAAAGAUGGGACAGCGUAGGUACAGUCAUCAAAUGGAUAGCAGGAACUCCAGAUGCAGACGACCUGAGAAUCAUCAAUGGAACCAUGAACAAACUAAUUACCAACAACAACCAGCAAUUCCUAUUUAAUGAAGCACUUAACUCCAGAGUCAUUCAUCUUACCAACAUUACAAAUGAGUUACUACAGCUGGACUACAAAUCAAAACAACAACAUACCAUCGAAAUUAAUCUUCUAACUAUUAUACUCAACAUUGAUGCCAUUCAACACCAAUUAGAAGUCCUUGAAGAUGCCAUACUAUUAGCGAAAAACGGUAUUCCAAGCAGCCAAAUAUUCUCGAUUAAAGAUUUCAGGAGAAUCCGAACUUUCCUCAAACAACAACAAAUAUUUGUCUCAUCGUUUGAAGACUUAUUAACGAGAGCAGUAGCAAAAAUCGCUGUAAAUGACACUCAAUUUAUCUACAUACUACAAAUUCCACAACUUUCAACGGAUAUUUUCGACUAUGAAUUUGUAGAUCCUUUGAUUAUCAAUGAAAGAAGAAUCCACAUCCAAUCUAAUUACGUCAUCAAAAAUAAAACUCAUGUUUUCGAAACUCUGACCCAAUGCAAAGAGGAAAAUGAGUUGUACCUAUGCGAAUCUGAAGCAUUGAAACCUACUAGUCAAUGCAUAAGUAAUAUUAUCAACCUUCAACAUGCAAAUUGCACUUAUGAAAAGGUUUAUGACAACGGAAUUAUAAAAAGAAUCAACGAAGCAACAUUACUUUUGAAUAAUGUGAAUGUAACCCUUCAAUCUAAUUGCAGCAAUAAUACACAACGAUUAGAAGGAUCAUACUUAAUAAAUUUCGAUCAAUGCGAAAUCUUUAUUGAUAACAUCCAAUAUCUAAACACAAUGAUGGAAACAACAAAAAAGUCAUUCAGACCAACAACAGGAAUACUCGCUAACGAAAACAACAUAGUUGAUCUUCCACCACCAGAAGUUUUAGCUAACUUGACAAUUAAACAUAGGUCAAUGCUAAAACAUGUAUAUCUACAAAAUGAAUCAUUCAAAUGGAAGAUUCACAUUUUUGGAUCAAUGAGCAUUUUAACUCUUUGCUUAAUUAUAGGAACAAUUGGUUUGUACGCAAUCAGAAGAAGAACACAUAAAAAUACAUCAGUAGAAAUCAAGCUUCUCAACAGAAUACCAACAGCGCCUAAGGAAAAUCUACAAAAAUCAGCAGAUAUCUCUGACGAAAGAAUACCAACGGCACCGAAGGAAAAUCUACCAAAAUCACCAUACCCAGAUGUCUCCGAUGAAAGGUUCCAAGAAAUCGUAACAUACUUCAAUACGCCAACGUCUUCCAGACCAAUCAGACUUUGAGGACAAAGUCAUUUAGGAGGGGAGGAGUUACCGCAUAGAAGCUACCACGCGCCCAUCCAUCGAGUUCGAUAUUAUAAAUAAAAUCAAUAACCCAAACAUUAAUCGAUAAUAAACAUGAACAUUCCGUUCCCAGACACAAACCAAAGUCAAUACGAACAUUCCAUUCCCAGAGAAUGAGAAAUUAAACAUAAAACAAUCCCAGUAGAUAACGAUUCAUUUCAGACAGAAUAAAAGGGAAUGGAAUCAAAUCAAACGUUCAGUUCAGUUCUAGGUUUCAGUGAAGUGAAGUAGUGUAAUCUAAGUGUAGUUUU
This is a messenger RNA of Uranotaenia lowii, 2211 nucleotides long. RefSeq lists its product as uncharacterized. The record is from RefSeq and is a predicted model, not a curated record. Bases 506 to 1900 code for a protein of 464 amino acids. The transcript has 2 exons. NCBI's taxonomy places the organism in Eukaryota, Metazoa, Arthropoda, Insecta, Diptera, Culicidae.